Molecule: messenger RNA, 477 nt
Organism: Setaria italica (foxtail millet)
Lineage: Eukaryota; Viridiplantae; Streptophyta; Magnoliopsida; Poales; Poaceae
Exons: 1
Coding region: 1-477 (158 amino acids)
Source: RefSeq, a predicted model, not a curated record
AUGUACCCGGCGCCGCCGCCCACCGUCCACUCCUACGCCACCAUCUCCGUCAAGUCUCACGUCCCCGUGACGCUGACAAUGAAAUCCAACGCCUACUCUAGGUGGGCAUCCUUCUUCAAGUCCAUGCGCGGCAAGUUCAACCUCAAGUCGCACAUCGACAGCACGGUGGCACCCCGUCCCCAGGACCCCAACUGGGAUCAAGCGGAUUGCUGUGUCUGCUCCUGGUUCUUCGGCUCCAUCGACGACUUCGUCCUCGACCUCAUCAUGACCGAUGACGAUCAGAUCACCCGGGAUCUUUGGCUCGCCAUCGAGGGCCUCUGUCGCGCCAACAAGCAGUCCCAGGCGAUCUUCCUCAGCCACGACUUCCACUCCAUGAUACAGGGCGACUCCUCCAUCGCCGAGUACUGCAACCGCAUGAACACCCUCGCCGACGCCCUCUGCGACGUCGGCCCGUUCAGGACUCCAAGCGUGUCCUGA